AUGGCCGAGUCCAGUCCAGUCGGCCAGUCUGAAGUCCGGAAAAGGGAACAGCUGAUCGACGGAUUCGUAUCCGUAGCGGUGGCCCAGGCAAAGCAUAUCUCAUCUAUGCAAUCUCAGCUGGUCUCGGACACUGCGGACACUGUUCCCUGGCUACCAGGCCCUGCGGACGGGGAGUGUAGGCGGUCCUCCGACCACGAGCUGAGAGGACCUGCUAUAGACCCGACCCAUAGCUCCACUCCGAAACCGGCAUCCUGGACGGAGGUGGUACGCCGCGGCCUCCUGAGAAAACCAGCUGGGGAGUUUCCGUUAACCACCUCCAACCACUUCGCAGUCCUGACGGAGAAUACUCCCUCCCGGGCUUCCUCUACCCUUCACCCCUACUCGUUGGCGCAGACGGAGGUAACUCAACAGUUAGAUGCAAGGCUUAGCGAGAUAGAAGUACGGCUCCGCACCAUGGAAGCUAAGACGCUGGUGACUGCGGGCGUAGCCGGUGCGGCCCAAACAGACGUGGCUCCCGCUAGCCGUCUCCCUGCAGCCCCCGAGCAGCCGGGGGGCCGGGUGACUGCUCACGGGAGGCUUAAACCUGGGGCGAAGCACUCGGCUCGCCUGCAGCCACUUCGCGUUACAAACGGGUCUUCUGCACCCAGCAGAGUUGAUUUCUCAGCUGAGAGACCGACUCUGGUCAUAGGCAGCUCUAUUCUGAGAAACGUGAAGCUAGUGAAACCAGAGGCUACAGUUACAUGUAUACCCGGGGCCAGAGCAGGCGACAUUGAGUCCUAUCUGAAAGUACUGGCUAAAGAUAACCGUAAAUACAGUAAGAUUGUUAUUCACGUCGGCGGGAAUGACAGCCGGCUACGGCUCUCUGAGAUCACUAAAGUUAAUGUGGAAUCUGUGUGUACAUACGCAAAAGCCAUGUCGGACUCCGUAGUUUUCUCUGGCCCCCUCCCGAAUCUGACCAAUGAUGAAAUGUUUAGCCGCAUGUCAUCGUUCCACCGCUGGCUGUCAGCAAACAAUGUGGGCUUCGUAGACAACUGGGACACUUUCUGGGGAAAACCUGGUUUGCUUAGGAGGGACGGCAUUCAUCCCACUUUGGAUGGAGCAGAUCUCAUUUCUGCAAAUCUGACCCAGUUUCUGUAUGGACCUGGUCCAUGACAAACCAGAGUUCAGACCAGGAAGCAGAGUUGCAUUCUUA
Molecule: messenger RNA, 1192 nt
Organism: Anarrhichthys ocellatus (wolf-eel)
Lineage: Eukaryota; Metazoa; Chordata; Actinopteri; Perciformes; Anarhichadidae
Exons: 1
Coding region: 1-1152 (383 amino acids)
Source: RefSeq, a predicted model, not a curated record